Messenger RNA from Loxodonta africana (African savanna elephant), 2119 nucleotides. It is a transcript of the gene PANK2, whose product is annotated as pantothenate kinase 2. Gene Ontology annotation, cellular component: nucleus; cytosol. The record is from RefSeq and is a predicted model, not a curated record. Gene Ontology annotation, biological process: coenzyme A biosynthetic process. NCBI's taxonomy places the organism in Eukaryota, Metazoa, Chordata, Mammalia, Proboscidea, Elephantidae. Gene Ontology annotation, molecular function: ATP binding; pantothenate kinase activity.
CUUCUUCUAGUUGCCAUGGAGACCAGCCCCAGUCCUUUCAUUCCUUCUGGUACCGGGAACAUUUCCCCAGCGCAGGCGCAACACCACCUUCUCCUCCGCCCUGCCCGGGUCCCCUCCCCGCCACCGUCUCCUCGCCUUGGGAGCCUCUCAUUGGGCAGAGGCGCGGUCGAUCCGCCUCGAGUCGCGGAGUCGAUUGGACGGGAGGUCCUCGGCCCCCCACCCUGCUCGGAUUGGCUUGCUGCACGUUGGCGCAACGGAAGAGGCGGCCGAGUGGGGGAUCGCCUCUGCUCCGGCUGGGCUGCAGCGGAGGAGGUGACGAGGAGGCCGGCGCUGGGGAGCUGGCUCGGGCGGCAGCGGAGGCUGCUGCGGAUGGGAGCGUGUCGGCUCGGCGCGCCCAUGGAGCGCCACGGCAGGGCGGCCGCCACCUCCGUCUCGUCGGCUGGGGAGCCGGCGCCCGAGGGGACCGAAGGGCGGAGGCGGGAGCCGCUGCGGCGUCGGGCGAGCAGCGCGUCGGAGCCCGCGGCGGGAGCCUCGGCGGAAGGCGUGAGACGGCACCGGCCCGGCUCCUACAGCGGCCCCACCUCGGUCUCCCGCCAGCGUGUGGAAAGCCUAAGAAAGAAGCGGCCGCCUUUUCCAUGGUUUGGCUUGGAUAUUGGUGGAACCCUGGUCAAGCUGGUUUACUUUGAACCCAAAGACAUCACUGCUGAAGAAGAGGAGGAAGAAGUGGAAAGUCUUAAAAGCAUUCGGAAGUACCUGACCUCCAAUGUGGCUUACGGGUCCACGGGCAUCCGGGAUGUGCACCUCGAGCUGAAGGACCUGACUCUGUGUGGACGCAAAGGCAAUCUGCACUUUAUACGCUUUCCCACUCAUGACAUGCCUGCUUUUAUUCAAAUGGGCAGAGAUAAAAACUUCUCGAGUCUCCACACUGUCUUUUGUGCCACUGGAGGUGGAGCGUACAAAUUUGAGCAGGAUUUUCUCACAAUAGGUGAUCUUCAGCUUCGAAAACUUGAUGAACUAGACUGCUUAAUAAAAGGGAUUUUAUAUAUUGACUCAGUUGGAUUCAAUGGACGGUCACAGUGCUAUUACUUUGAAAAUCCUGCUGAUUCUGAAAAAUGUCAGAAGUUACCGUUUGAUUUGAAGAAUCCAUACCCUCUGCUUCUGGUGAACAUUGGCUCAGGGGUUAGCAUCUUAGCAGUAUAUUCCAAAGAUAAUUACAAGCGGGUCACAGGUACCAGUCUUGGAGGAGGAACCUUCUUUGGUCUCUGCUGUCUUCUUACUGGCUGUACCACUUUCGAAGAAGCUCUUGAGAUGGCAUCUCGUGGAGAUAGCACUAAAGUGGAUAAACUAGUGCGAGACAUUUAUGGAGGAGACUAUGAGAGAUUUGGACUGCCAGGCUGGGCUGUGGCUUCGAGCUUUGGAAACAUGAUGAGCAAGGAGAAGCGAGAGGCUGUCAGUAAAGAGGACCUUGCCAGAGCAACUUUGAUCACCAUCACCAACAACAUUGGCUCAAUAGCACGAAUGUGUGCCCUUAAUGAAAAUAUUAACCAGGUGGUAUUUGUUGGAAAUUUCUUGAGAAUUAAUACGAUUGCCAUGCGACUUUUGGCGUAUGCUCUGGAUUACUGGUCCAAGGGGCAGUUGAAAGCUCUCUUUUCAGAACAUGAGGGUUAUUUUGGAGCAGUUGGAGCACUCCUCGAGCUAUUGAAGAUCCCCUGAUCAUUACCUUCCUGGAACCUUUCGUAAUGGCAUCUGUGGACUUCUGUUUUUUUAAAGACAUUCAGUUUUAUGAUUGUGUAUUACCUGAAUCAAAGCAAGAAAGGACAAGUGGAUUUUUCUAAGUCAUCAAGAUAAAUCCUUAAAAAUUCAGUCUAAACUAAAAAAAAAAAAGUGGACCAUGUCCACAGCAGUGAGGAUUUGCUGAUUUCAGUUUCUCCUCAGUGUGGCACAGUUAAACCUGCUGUGUAAUCUCUGUCUCAGCACCACUCACUGGAGACACCAGGCAAGAGCUCUUCUGUGUUCAGCUGACUGUGGCUUUGUGUCCUCUGUGAGCUUGCUAAAUGUAAGGCAAGCUGCCGUGUGCUGUAACCGAAUCACAAUUUUGUCAAUAUGGCCUUGGAGAUCA